Messenger RNA from Linepithema humile (Argentine ant), 2034 nucleotides. Lineage: Eukaryota; Metazoa; Arthropoda; Insecta; Hymenoptera; Formicidae. The record is from RefSeq and is a predicted model, not a curated record.
GCAAAAGUCUGUGCUCCGGCCAUUAAGGUUAUGUUGUCGCCGGCAAAAAGGUUAUGUACAUGAGUGACAUGUCGCGGAACUAGUGAUGAAUAAAUUGUUAUCUACGACAAUUAGGGAGGUCAGUCAGAAGAUCCACGAUGGCACAGUACGUCCAUCCGAAAUCUGCAAAGCGUCUGUGAAGUUAACUUCGAUUGUCAAACCUCUAAACGCUUAUAUUACCGUGACGAAUGAUGUUGCGGAGAAGCAAGCAAGCGAUGCCGAUACCAGACAACGACAGAAUUCGUUGUUGGGACAGCUCGAUGGCAUUCCCAUUGCUGUCAAAGACAAUUAUUGCGUCAAGAACAAACCUACGACCUGUGCCUCGAGAAUGUUGGCCAACUUUUCCCCUGGCUAUAAUGCCACGGUUUAUGAGAGACUCAGGAAGCAAGGAGCUGUUUUGAUUGGCAAAACUAAUCUAGAUGAGUUUGCCAUGGGUUCUGGUACUAUAGAUUCGUUUUAUGGGCCAACAAAGAAUGUAUGGGGCUCAAAAGUAUUAUCGCAAUUUUAUUCGUGCGAGUCUUCACCGGUUCUUACACAGGAAUUGCAUGGAAAAGAUGCAUGGUGCAUAGCAGGUGGCAGUAGUGGAGGUUCUGCAAUUGCAGUAGCCACGGGUACUUGUUACGCAGCUUUGGGUUCUGACACUGGUGGUUCUACUCGCAACCCUGCAUCGUAUUGCGGUUUAAUUGGCUUGAAACCAACUUACGGUCUGGUGUCACGUUAUGGCCUUAUUCCUCUGUUGAAUUCAAUGGAUGUGCCUGGUAUUCUUGCGAGAACAGUAGACGAUACUGUAUUAAUCUUGAAUGCUAUAGCUGGUUCUGAUACGGCAGAUCCUACUACUGUACAAAGAGAAUAUGUUCCAAUUAACUUAUCCGAAACAGUAGACGUUAGUAAUCUUAGGAUUGGAAUACCAAAAGAGUAUGGAGUACAAGGAAUAAGCGAGGAGGUUCAGGCAUGUUGGGACAGGGUUUCUCGUCAUCUGGAGGAAGCGGGAGCCAGUAUUAUCCCAGUGUCAUUACCUCACACCAAUUAUUCCAUCGUAUGUUACUCCGUCCUAAAUCGAUGUGAUGUAGCUAGCAACUUGGCUUGUUAUGACGGUAUAGAGUAUGGUCACAGAGCCGACGAGUGGAGUUCGACUAACAAAUUGUACACAAAAACCAGAUCAGAAGGCUUUAAUGAUGUAGUCAAAGGUCGCAUACUAGUCGGAAAUUAUUUUCUUUUAGCAGAGAAUUACAAGGAGUAUUAUGUGAAGGCGAUGAAAAUGCGUAGAUUAAUCGCGCAGGACUUUGACGUUUUAUGGAACAAUAAUAUAGAUCUUCUGUUAACUCCGACGACGUUAACCGAAGCUCCCAGUUACAACGAAUUUGCAAUGCUGGACAAUCAGACGCAAUGUUUGAUUCAGGACCACUGUACGCAACCCGCGAAUAUGGCUGGUUUACCUGCUAUCAACGUACCGAUCAAGCUCUCUCGCAGAGGACUGCCCUUGUCAUUGCAAUUAAUGGCGCCACUUUUUCACGAACAGAGGCUACUUAGCAUAGCAAAAUGGAUCGAACAGAUAGUGCAAUUUCCGAAACUCGAAUUGAAGGAUACAUGUUUGUUUGAAUAAAACAAAUUCUUUUAAAUACAGGUGAUGUAUUCUGAUUUAUUUCACAUUUUUCAAAAACUUAUACAUUAUGUAUUUCGUAUUAAGUAUAAUUAAUUUACUACGUCAGUUCACGAACUGUUAGAUUUUACAACUAGAUCUCGCGUGUACCCUUUUGAGUGCUACAGGUACAAUUAGAGUGAGAGUCAGUACGUGAGUCUCUUCGCGUAGCGCAACGGCUGUAACCCUGAGGCCAUGCAACGCAAACAAAUUACACUCUGGUGUGCCAUCGGCCAUAUCUGAAAUUCUAUUCGUCGAGUAAUAAUGUUUGCUUUUGCAACCAAAUGACUCUCGUCUCAUUUCAUUAUGCUGUAACGCUCGUUACUCGAGAGCAAAAUAUAAACUGGUUCUCUUCA